GUCAUCGUAUCAUAUGUAUUUUCUGUUUUGUUGCUGUAUCUCUAGCGCCUCUCAUCUGGAUUUCAAUUCUACGCAAUACCUCAUACGUUGCUCAUGUUGUGUGAUUUCUGAAUGCAUUUCUUGAACUAAAUGAACGCUCGGACCGCCUAUCCGCAAAGGAGGCGCUCAGAGUUCCAUUAGUAUUAUUCACUCGUCCGACCGCCACACUUGAACUUGCAGGUCAACAUCGUGCAGGUUGCUCAUGAAGGUACUGCACGACGUUGGGAAUGCGCACGGUUAAGCUCGUUGUCAUUGGCCCAUCUGGUGUGGGCAAAACAAGCAUAAGGAAUCAGGUGUGUUUCAGAACUUUCGAGGCUAAUGUCAUUCACUCAAAAGGAUGGAAACAGUACAUAUCCGGACGCUUUACAACGGGCUAUCGUGCGACCAUUGGCGCAGACUUUAUCACGAAGACACUUCCACACCAUAGCAAUCCGGAUGAAUCUGUGACAUUGCAAAUUUGGGACACUGCAGGACAGGAGAGGUUCUCCAGCUUAUCUUCAGCAUUCUUCCGAGGCGCAGAUGCAGUUCUUCUCAUGUUUGACGUCAAUCAACCUCAAACUCUUGAGGCACUGACCAAAUGGUGGAACGACUUCAAAGAACGCGCCCCAGUAUUGGAUGAAGACGCCGACAAGUUUUGCUGCGUUGUAGUUGGCAACAAGAUUGACAUGAAUUCGGCUGGCCCGUCAAGAGUAACUGAGGAGCAAGCAUUGCAGUUCGUAGAAAAUCUCAUUCCUCCGAGCUCAAACUCUUCAUCUCCACAAUCGCCUGAGAAUGCUCAGCGCGCUCCCGUUGGAGAACCCAUCCCCUCACUGCUGCUAGAUGGUGCCGACAUACACGAGCUACGCACAGAUGCGUUCGAUACCGAAGCUAUUCCUAUUCUCCGUCCCCGUAGAACUGCUUCAGCUUCCCGUUCCCGCAGUCGAUCGACCCUUUUUCGAGGAAGUACAUUUGGCACGAUGACAACGGCAACACAUAGUAUCUAUCACACGCCCUCUUCAUCUCUGUUUGAUAAUUUCGAGUCGGCUCGUGCAUCUCCCGCUCCAACCUCAUCGCAUACCAUCUCUCGAUCUCCCUCGCGUUCACCUGUGCGACGAAUGCCUUCCGUGUCCUCCAUGUCUUCGGCACCAACAAUCACACCUAGCUUAUUCGGGCGCGGUCAGGCCACCACAGCAUGUACUACUCCUUCAUCCGUCUCGCCAUUACCUCCUCCACCGGAACGUCGCCCGAAAUUGUUCUUCACAUCAGCCAAAACUGGUGAAGGCGUCGCCGAAGUUUUUGAAUAUAUCGCGAAGCGUGUGGUGGUGCGAUGGGAUUACGAAGAAGCCGUUGAAGCACGGACGCUGCAUUUCCAGGAUGCUAGCGUUGACGAGACUAUCCGACUAGGCCUGUCAUCGUCGGAUCGCACUUUGUGGAAGAAACCAUCAUGUUGUGCUUCGUAGUUUUUCUUUGGUAUGUACUCCACCCAUUCGAGCGUAAUCUGCCAUCUUUAGCCUUUCGCUUUCCGCUUCGUGGUUCUCAACCAUAUGUAUCCGCAUCUACUUGGAUUUUCUGUAAUUUAUACAUGAUACCCAUACAGACGUCUACGCUCACUCAUUUUUUGGUUGACAUGUAGUUCUCUAGGUACUGUACAAUCACACACCUUUGGGUGAAUUUCCCAUAGACACAAAUUCUUGACUAAGAACAUGUUCCGUGGGCAACGCCAUCUACCUCAAUGACGGCAGAGGUCGUUGAAGGUCCCGAGUAGCCUGGAGUGCCGUCGACUGACAUUUCGCCACCCCUUAACGACCCUAGAUAGUUCUUUCCAGGUAAUCAUCUAUGACUUAUUCCCUUUCAGAAGAAUC
Molecule: messenger RNA, 1880 nt
Organism: Somion occarium
Lineage: Eukaryota; Fungi; Basidiomycota; Agaricomycetes; Polyporales; Cerrenaceae
Source: the annotation of a GenBank genome assembly